Messenger RNA from Eimeria acervulina, 1053 nucleotides. RefSeq lists its product as hypothetical. Gene Ontology annotation, biological process: ribosomal large subunit biogenesis; rRNA processing. The transcript has 4 exons. The record is from RefSeq and is a predicted model, not a curated record. Lineage: Eukaryota; Apicomplexa; Conoidasida; Eucoccidiorida; Eimeriidae. The annotation marks the transcript as partial. Gene Ontology annotation, cellular component: nuclear periphery; nucleolus; preribosome, large subunit precursor.
AUGCCGCCAAAGGGCCCCUCCCGCGGGGGCCCCCCGAAGGUAGAAGCCCAUUCAAGUUCAGGGGUACCGGGUAAGGGGGCCCCCGGGGGCCCCCCAGGGGCCCCUGAAAGUCCUGAGCUUGAUGAUGCUGCAUUAGAGCGGCUGCAGCAGCAGAUGCUCGAGGAUGAUGAUUUCGCUGAGGAUAUGCGUGCGCUGCUGCUGGCUCGCUUCCGUGCAAAGCACCGCAAGUCAGGGGGGCCCCCUGGGGCCCCAGGGGCCCCCUCUACCUUUGGGGGGGGGCCCCCAGGGGAUGUGGGGUUUGGAGACGGUGGGGAGGCAUCCAGUGAAGAUAAUUGCUCAAGCAGCGAAGAAGAUAUUGAGAGCGAGCCCGACCCAGAAGAUAUUAAACGCCUAAAGGAGUUGGGUUAUGAGCUGCAGCCCCAUGAGCGUCUCCUUAGCCGGGGUAAGGGGACCCUCAAAAGGGGACAGGGGGCCCCCUUGGGGGCCCUCUUGGGGGCCCCGCAGGGGCCCCCCUACCUCGUACCGAUGAGCAGCGGAACGAACAGGGGCUUCGCUCAAAAACCGUCAGGAAAAGCAGCAGAAGAAGCAGUGGAGAUGGAGACAGAAGAAGAACUACCCGUCUGCGACGAAGAGGGUCUGCUGCAGAAGCUGGAGGAGCUGAAGUACGAUCCCCCCCCCGGGAUGCGCAGAGUCCCUUUUGUAGAGACCCUCGCAAUAGUGGCUGACCCCGUGGUUAGCGGAGGAGACGGGGAAGCAAAGGAGACAAAGGAGACAAUCGAUGCUGCUGAGGACUUGAAGAGAGAAGCAUUUUUUGUGAAGCAGGUGCAGCAGACAGUGCCUAUAGCGCUUGCACGUCUGCGUGCUUUGGGGCUACAGUUUACGCGCCCAGAGGAUUUCUUAGCUGAGAUGCUGAAGAGCGAUAGGCAGAUGGGGCGUAUAAGAGCAAAGAUAGAAGAAGAACAAGAGCGACAGCAGCAGUUUGCAGAUAAGAAGAACAGGAUAUUCAAUAAGAAGUUUAAUAAACUCAGCGGACACCGCAUUCAAUCUCUCGUU